This is a messenger RNA of Gambusia affinis (western mosquitofish), 5094 nucleotides long. RefSeq names its product FAM20C golgi associated secretory pathway kinase b (gene fam20cb). Lineage: Eukaryota; Metazoa; Chordata; Actinopteri; Cyprinodontiformes; Poeciliidae. Gene Ontology annotation, cellular component: Golgi apparatus. The record is from RefSeq and is a predicted model, not a curated record. Gene Ontology annotation, molecular function: protein serine/threonine kinase activity. Gene Ontology annotation, biological process: protein phosphorylation. The transcript has 11 exons. Bases 2387 to 4033 code for a protein of 548 amino acids.
UUUGAUCGUCAUGAAAUUUAAGCACAAAUGUCACAAAAAGAAAAACAAAUAAAACCUGAAUUAGUUGAGUUUCCAUUUCAUGGAUAGAAGUGAAAUGACCAGGCAGCGCAGAGUGUGAUGUCAUCUGAUGUUGGCGUUUCACCUGGCUGGAGUAAACAGGAAGUAGAGGUUGCUAACAGGAAGUAGAAACUAACAUGUCUCCAUCUCCUCAGAAAGCCAGCACAAAAACUUUGGUUUCAAAUUUUGCCGUUUGCAUCGAGAUUUUCUAACAUUCAAAAAACUCCAAGUUCAGUCCAGUUUCUGCUCCUUCUGCAGAAAUCACUGCAUUAAUGCGGCACGGCGCGGAGGAGAUCAGACGGACCGGUUCUGUUGAGGUUCUGGAAGCUUCCAGUUGUUUCUCCUCUUCCUCCACUUCUCCAGCCUGGCUGGUUGGUUUAACCAGGUUCAGUUAGUUUCAGUCAGAACUGGAGAGUUAAUGAGAGAAAUGUUUAGAUUUACAGUAAACGUUUCCAGUAACCCUCCCUGAAUCGACCCAGAUGUAAAGUUCUGCUUCCUGCGCCAGCGCCUUUCUCUGAGGAAGCAGCUGUUUCUUCCUGGUCUCCGUUAGCAACGAUGCAUCGCUAAUAUGCGAUCAGGCAGGAUGUCAGGUUUGAUUUGUGGAAACAGCCACAGCUGAUGAACACGGAAGCAAAGCUUCAGCUUUCAUUCAAACAUCAGGAGGAAACAUGGAAACGCUGCAGCGCCAUGACGGUUCUGCACAUCUGGACCCAAAGCAGCAGCUGAAACCAGGAAGUGGCAUCAGUAGGUGGAGCAUGCUAAGGCUACCUGGGGUCAAGAGGUCAUUGUUAUCUGGAGCAUCCAGUCAGACGCGCUGCGGCUCCUGGAGGGAGACGAGUCUGCUGAGGUCACGGCUGAAAAAUGACUUAUGUUUUCAAAAGGUCUAAAAUGUUCCCACAGUGGGUGGGAUGCGUCAGGACGAGUGACUUAGCAACUUUGACCCUUUAGUGACUUUUUAUCAAAAAGACGAGCAACAAAUCUAGAAACUUUCUGUUGUUGAGACUUUCACAGCGCCGGCGCUCAGCAGCAGAGGACAGCCCUUCCACUCCGAGGCCACAUUGCUAAUCUACGCUAGCAUCGCUGCUAUUCCAGCUCCUGGCUCACCAGCACUGAGACUGACUUCGUUCAAAUUCUGCAGCUAAACAAAUUUACCAAAAUGUACAUUUUCAUAGAAACUUCAAGAUAAAACCAUAAAUGAGCAGCGAAUACAUGAGCAUGAUUAACAGCACUAAGACCCUCCUCCUGGCCCUGUUUGUGUCUGACUUGUCAGAUGACAGCAGGUCCACAGUCACCAUGGUGACACCAGAUAUGGAAAAACCUUUUCCAAGUUACAUGUUGCAGCGGCUGUAGAGUCUGAAUCGGACCCGGUGAAUCGGACCUGGUGACCCGGUGAAUCGGACCCGGUGAAUCGGACCUGGUGACCCGGUGAAUCGGACCCGAUCUACACAUUUAGAUUAUUGGUAAAAAAAGAAAAGUUGAGGAUUCGGUUCAUUUAGUUCCCUGUUCUUUUCUUUUCUUUGGAUUUUUGUUCACUUCUUCAUUAAACCUUCAUUUCACCACUUCUACCUCAGCAGCAACAAAACCGCCAAUCAUGACCAGCAGCAAGUUCUGCUUGGAAGAGUGGAUGAAGAAAAGGCGCAUCAUGCAGGCUGAAGCAGAAAGGCGCCCCCUAGCGGAGCAGCAGGGAUGUUCCUCGCUCUCUCCUCCAAUCUGCGCGCGGUGACGCUGCGUUAAAGGCUCCAGCCCAGCUUCAUCCUCCUCCUCAUCCUCAUGUUUACCCCCCGGACCCUUCUCUCCUCUCCUCUCUGUCUUCUCUUCUCUCGGUGACUCGGUUCUGUUUCUGCUCUCCGGCUGCAGCGCGCUGAUCUCGCUGAUCUCGGUGAUCGCGGCUUUUCACGGGACGUGGAGGACAGCUCUGAUUUCCGGGGACUUUCCACUCUAAGGUGACGUUUCUCCUCCAGAACCAGCCCGCUCCGCUUCCUGUUUGGCUUCUGGACCGGAGCGGGACGGAGAGAGCCGAGCCGCGCGCGCUGCCUGGUUCGGACGGGACCCGACAGGAUCGUGGGUCCAGCUGCGUGUUUCCUGUUGAUCCGCGCAGGGAAGAGACUCGAACAGGGCCAGGUGGAGGAGUUAGAGCCGCCGGUCCGAACCGAGUCGAACCCGGGCUGUGAAGGCUGAGCCGGUCCUGAAGACGGCCAGUGGAGAUGGUUCCGACCCACUGUCCGCGCUCCUGCUGCGGCUGGCGGCCGCUCUGAUCAACAUCUGCAGCGAUGUAGUCAGCCUCUUCAUCUGCGUCCUCCUCAUCCUCAGCGACCCGUCCCACCUGAAGAUGAUCCUGCUGCGCCGGUUCCGAGUCCUCAUCCUCACCGUCUUCCUGGUGGCCUGCUCCAUGCACAUCAUGGUGGACCUGCUGCCCAAGCUGGAGCGCCAGGGCGCCGGCUGCUCCUGCUCGCACGGCCCGGCCCAGGCUCCAGAGCGCGGCUGGGCCGAACCGAGUUGGCCCGACAAGCACACGCUGCGGAUCCUGCAGGACUUCAGCAGCGAGCCCGGAUCCAACGCGUCCUCCCGAGCCCUGGACCGGCUCCCUUUAGACGGGGCACCGGCCCCGGAGCCGCCGGGCCCGCGGGGCGACAGGAGCAAACUCUUCCUCCAGGGGCCGGCGGCGGCCCGGCUCGGUCCGGCCCGGGGUUCGAGGCUGGCGCUCCUGUUCGAGCAUCCCCUCUAUAGACGAUCUGUGCCGCCGCUGACGGAGGAAGACAAGCUGUUCAACGUGAACACGGACAUCAGGUUCGACCCCAAAGCGGCGGAGGACCAGGCAUGGACCGGCGAGGGCGCCGACGACGAGCUGAGCCCGACGGGCGAGCUGACGGCCGCGUCGUACCCCAACUGGCUGCGCUUCCACAUCGGGAUCAACCGCUACGAGCUUUACAGCCGGCAUAGCCCGGCGGUGGAGGCGCUGCUCAGGGACCUGCUGACCCAGAGGGUCACCAACGUGGCCAUGAAGUCUGGAGGAACGCAGCUGAAGCUCAUCAUGACCUUCCACAACUACGGCCAGGCGCUCUUCAAGCCCAUGAAACAGACCCGGGAGCAGGAAACCCCGCCUGACUUCUUCUACUUCUCUGACUUCGAGAGACACAACGCAGAGAUCGCAGCCUUUCACCUGGACAAGAUCCUGGACUUCCGCCGAGUCCCUCCAGUCGCCGGCCGGCUGCUCAACAUGACCAAAGAGAUCCGAGACCUAACCAGAGACAAGAAGCUGUGGAGAACCUUCUUCAUUUCCCCAGCCAACAACGUGUGUUUCUACGGCGAGUGCUCCUACUACUGCUCCACUGAGCACGCUCUGUGUGGGAAACCCGACCAGAUCGAGGGAUCGCUGGCCGCCUUCCUGCCGGACCUCGCUCUGGCCAAGCGCAAGACCUGGAGGAACCCCUGGAGGCGCUCCUACCACAAGCGCAAGAAGGCAGAGUGGGAGGUGGACCCAGAUUACUGCGAGGAGGUGAAGCAGACGCCGCCGUACGACAGCGGCUCGCGGCUGCUGGACGUCAUGGACAUGACGGUCUUUGACUUCCUGAUGGGAAACAUGGACCGGCACCACUACGAGACGUUUGAGAAGUUCGGAAACGAGACUUUCAUCAUCCACCUGGACAACGGCAGAGGCUUUGGGAAACACUCUCAUGAUGAGAUGUCCAUCCUGGUUCCUCUGCUGCAGUGCUGCAGGGUCAGGAAGUCCACCCACCUGCGUCUGCAGCUGCUGGCGAAGGAGGAGUACAAGCUGUCGGUACUGAUGGCCGAGUCCAUGACGCGGGACCGGCUGGACCCGAUUCUCAUCCAGCCUCACCUGGACGCCUUGGACCGCCGCCUGCGCCUGGUGCUGAAGGCGCUGUCUGACUGCAUCGACAAGGAGGGCUAUGGCUACGUGGUGGAGGACGACCUGCAGGGGGACCCGGGAGUCCGCAGCGGCCCCAGGACGAGGUAGCCAGGGGGCUGGGUCCGACCCACUCCCAGGAGAACCGACUGGACCGCGAUCUGAAGCCCAAACCGAGCCAGAACCACCGGGUUUCACCUGAACUCCUUCAACUCAACAUGUAGCUUAGAACCAACCGGGUCAGACACGGGUCGUAGGUUAGAACCGGGUCAAACCCAGAACAUGGGCUCUGGUUAUGGAGUCUGGUUCAAUUCAGAGAAUUCUGAGGGAAUCAAACUUCCAAAAUCACUUCCUUAGUGGGAGCUGCAGACUUUUACCACAGAAGAAGAGCUGGAUCGAAAUGAGGUUAUUUUGUAAAGUGUUUUUUUUAACCUGAUUUCUGCUGAUUCUGCCAUGUCAGCGUCUUAUCGUAGGGUUCUGGUGGGAGUACUGGUUUACUCCUGGAUCAUCUUCUCUCUAGGUUUUAACUUGACAGCAUAUUUAUUAAAGUUUAUAUUUAUUGUUUGCCAAAACAAAUCAGAGGAAGGGGAAGCGAAAGGAUUUCCACCAGAAUAGUGCACUUCUCUGUGUGCCCACCAGGGGGCAGCGGCAGCAUGUGCAGCAAUCCAAGCUGUUAGUUUCUCCUGGUUCUCUCUCCUCUCCAGCACUGAGUCUGUUUCCAGCAGCUGUUCAGGCCUCUUCCUGUGCAGCCGGUGAGAUUUAAACCAAAUGUGACACUAAUUCCUCUGGUUGUUUUGGUUUUAAUGUGCGUGGUGUCUGAUGUGGGGAGAUGGUUCUCCUUCCUGAGCAGCAGCUGAUCUGUUGUCUCUACUCGCCUCUGGCUGCCGUUCAUAUAUUCAGUAGGAAACUCUAGUGCCUGUGCAAUGAUAGAAAUACUUGAAUGUGUGGUUUUGCUAGCUGCGGGUUCUUUGUGUGUCUGGUUCUGCGGCCGCUCGGCGUCGGCCUCAGCAGGGUGUGUGGUUCUACAGUGAAAAAGUUUCUUUUGAUUUUCUUUCAUUCUUUUUUAUUUCCUUCUUUUUUCUUUGCAUCAUGGUAUCAGUGCAAUAAAAUGAAAUCAGCAAAAUCUUCUGCAGUUUGUGGUUUUGAUUGUACCAGAUUGACUGCUGCAGGAC